AUGCUCCUCGGCUUUCUUAAGAUUUCCCUUGUACUCUUUUCCCUAAUGAUUCAUGACGUGUUAGGCGAUGAGCCCGCACCGGUCCGGGACUGUAUUCAUAAGCUGGCAUUAACUGGAAAUGGUAGAGCAGGAUGUACGGCUGCCGAUGGCCAUACGUAUGACUGCGCUGCUAAAUCUUGCUGGUGUCAAGGUCAUAAUUACAUUCGAAUGACUGAAUGUCAGCUCGUAGGAUCGCGCGAUAAAGGCUUUAGUACUCAAGACUGUGUUCAAACUGAAUGGAUACACAGUGACCUGACUAAGCAGUAUCGCACGUGUAUAAAUCCUAGAGGUGUACCCUAUAAUUGCGCUUUUAAUGCUCAUAAUAUUCCUCUCAAUAUCGGAUGUAUGGAUUGCAAAGCAUGA
Melampsora larici-populina 98AG31 is the source of this 402-nucleotide messenger RNA. RefSeq lists its product as uncharacterized. The coding region runs from base 1 to 402 and encodes 133 amino acids. The record is from RefSeq and is a predicted model, not a curated record. NCBI's taxonomy places the organism in Eukaryota, Fungi, Basidiomycota, Pucciniomycetes, Pucciniales, Melampsoraceae. The transcript has 5 exons.